Gymnodraco acuticeps is the source of this 4177-nucleotide messenger RNA. Its product is annotated as nucleotide-binding oligomerization domain-containing protein 1-like. Gene Ontology annotation, biological process: regulation of apoptotic process. The transcript has 9 exons. The record is from RefSeq and is a predicted model, not a curated record. Gene Ontology annotation, molecular function: ATP hydrolysis activity. The coding region runs from base 472 to 4104 and encodes 1210 amino acids. NCBI's taxonomy places the organism in Eukaryota, Metazoa, Chordata, Actinopteri, Perciformes, Bathydraconidae.
GUAAUGCAAACCAGGGAGGAUUCCGACAUUUGAGCACGAGGCUGUACCGUUGGAUUCAUGAAAAACUUCGACAUCUUACCUCAGAGAGAAAUCACUGAAGCUCUCACUGUGCCACACAGCAGGUCUACCAGGGGCCAUGGUGGUUGUACAGCCUGACUACUGCAGGAAGGAAGGACCGGUGUCUCUCUCUGUGAGACAUCGCGGGGCAGCAGCCUGUCGCUGAAGGAGCUGCACAGUGAGGACAGGGUGUCCUGGAGGGGGAGGGACACAUUGUCCAGCAGCGAGGACAGCUUGGCUGCCAUUCUCCUGUCUCCUACCACCUCCACAGUGUCCAGAGGUCUCCCCAGAACAGAGCUUAUGGAAAAAUCAUGUAUUAAAGGCUCUCAACAUCUGAUGAAGUCUUUCAUCAGUGUGGACAUAAAGGCCUCAGUAUCAUUGAAAUUGAAGCAGAAGACACCGAAGUAAUGAAACAUGGCUUCUACAACACAGUCAGCUGUAGAGUACGUCAGGAGGGCCAGGCGCCAUCUUGUGAAAACAUUAAAGAAUCUGUCAGUGAUUCUAGAGAACUUGAAUCAGCAAGGAGUGUUAGGCAAUGAAGAGGUCAGCAUAAUACAAGCAGAAGGGAAUGACUACAAUAAAAACAGAACACUUCUAGACUGGGUUAUAAAAAAGGGGGAAGCAGCCAGCUAUAUAUUCCUCGAAAUUAUUUACAUGACGAGGAAGAGGAACCAUGGGAGGACAUCCCUUCUCCCUGAGAAACAGACUGUAGCUUCUGCUGAGAGCGAGACGUUUGACCUGCCCCACUGGAUCAGCUGCUUCCCAUUCAAGGAAGACACACAAAUGGGCAAAAACUACCUACAAGCCCCAACACCGUGCCACCGUUACCAGGCAAAGUUGAAGUCAAAAGCACAAAAAAUAUCAAAAGAGUUUUGGACGGCAAAGAAAUAUCUGUUUGAAGAAAACAACAAGCCUGAUCUGUCGUACAUGUCACUUGUAUUGGACACGCAAGGAAGUGUUUCUCCCUCUAAAAUAAAGAAAUUUAAGAGCAAGAAAAGCAGGAUGACCCGUUGUAAAAAGCUAGGGACCUACAUCCCUAAGGACAAAGCAGACAUUUCUCCCAGUGACCUGCUUAAAACACAUAAAAACAUACUCUUGGUUGGUAAGUCUGGGAUUGGAAAGACAGCACUCACUCAUGAAAUGUUAAAACUCUGGACAGAAAAAGAUGACGAGGAGCUAAACUACAUGUUUUACUUUGACAUGAGAAAAAUAUCCAACAUCAAGAGCCUGGAGGACCUUCUUUUCAAUGAGUUCAGUGAGCCAGAUGAAGGCAAAGACGAGGUCCUACUGGACAUAAAGAAUAACUCUGAGAAAGUUACACUCAUUUUUGAUGGAAUCACAGAUCUGUCUUUACCAGUAGUGCGGAAUCUUGUAAAAAAAGAUUUGCUACAAGACUCCAAGGUCAUUUUGACUUGCAGACCAGCUGAUGAACACCGCCUUGAAGAAGACCUUCCUUCUGAGGACUUACUCAGAGUGGAAGUGAAAGGCUUUAGUGAGCAGACCAUAAAAACAUACAUAUCUGCUAUGCUACGUGAAAGAAAGGAGAGGGUUUUGAGCAACUUGGAGUUGUUAACGCUUUGCCAUGUACCGAUGUAUGCACUGAUGGUGGCUGCAUGCUUUACAUUCGAGACAUCAGAGGACUUUCAAAAGCCUUGCUGUAUAACGGAUAUCUACAUCAACAUUUUCCGUUUUUACCUUGAAAGAAACAGCAACACAGAAUACAUAGAGGCCUUCAUCGAAAGCAAGAGUAAGGAGAUACUGUCUUGGCUGAGGUUGCUUUUCGUGCAACUGAAGAAAAAACGGGUGAACUUGACACUACGUCCAUUUCGAGACAGCUGUGUCCUCUCCUUGCUCAAACCACUUGCUAUCAAAGUCGCCCCUACUGAGAGAAUAACCACUUAUGCAUUUCUCCAUUACACAAUGCAGGAGUUUUUUGCAGCACUGUGGCUCUUGAAGAAUCCAGAUUUAAUCACUAAUGUUUUUCAGCAAUGCGUCACUGAGGAGAAGAAACACAUGAAACAUCUGAUCCCUUACAUGUGUAGAUUGUUGACUAAGAAGAGCCCUAGUUUGAUGGAGUAUCUGAUUCCUGCUGAGGAGCUCAAUAAUACAUCAAACUGGUUCUUCAAGAAAGUGAUAUCAACAUUCCUUCCUAGUCUGUGUGGAAACGAUGAGCCUGAUACUGAGGACAGUGGGCGCAUACUGUUCCUAUGCCAGUGCUUGUAUGAGUCCCAGUGUCCUGAAGCAUGCAUUGACCUUCUGGAAAAACUGGACUUCCAUCUUGAUCUCAGUGAAGAGAGUCUCGAUCCUUACCCCUGCUGUGCUGUGGCCUAUGUGAUCACUCAGUCUAAGGAGAGGAAAAUAUCGCUGAACCUUGAGGACGUCACGAUGUCACAACAAGGAAUGAGACCACUAUUAGGAUGCCUUCAAAAUGUCCAAUGGUGUGAUUCUCUGCCACGGCAGCUGUGGGAGAUCUUCCUUCUCAGCGAAGGGGAGAUGGACUACAUCACCUUACUUGGCCUUGAUGGAAAUCAGUUGCACCUUCCAGUGGAGGGGGACAGAAAGCUGUUUGAAAGAGCAGUGACAGUCCUGCAGAAGAUAAGUAAGAAGGUUAAAAUCUGCCUCCACUGGGAAAGGGAGAACCCUGACUGCCACAGUCUGCGUGAGACUCUGCUAGAGGCUCUGCCAUACGUCAGCUCACUCAGCUUCAGGAGGACCCACAGAGAUCCAGGAUUACAGGAGCGAUGCUAUGAGACACUGAAGAGACAAGAAAAGCAGCUGUUUCUGGAUUUAUGCCUGAAAGCAGCUACUCUCAUCCAAGGAGAAAGCGUUCACAAUGAAGUGAACAACCUCAUCUCUCUGUUUUCCUUUAACACUGAUAUGCAUAACAUCCUUCUGGAUUUGUAUCUACAUGUCAAAACUCAAGAGAAUUCAGCUGUCAUUCAACUGAAGCCAUUUUUCCAGUCAGCUCCUGCAGUCUGGAUCAUAGACCUCUCACAGAGAGAGAGCUCCAUCCUGCUGGAAGUGCUGAGACUCCAACCAGAGAAGAAACAAGUGGAGCUGAGAGGCUGCUCAGAUGGAGAGAGUGAAGUGAGGACUUUGCUGCAGUGUCUGCCUCAUAUCUCACAGCUCAGUUUUGUGCCUCAGUUAUCAGAACCUUCAGGUGAACUCCAGUUCUUUGGGCCUCUGUUCUGUGCAGCAGCAGAGAGACAGAAGCAGACAGGAGAGAAGCUACUGCAGCUGCUGUUAUCAGUGUGCACAUAUCAAACGAUAGCUUUAACCGACAUAGUUUCUUAUUAUUUUAAGAGGAACCCUCAGUGUGAUUUCCUGCUGGAUCUGUACUCCCACCUGAAGGACUAUGAGACUGAAACAGGCCUGAGUGUCCUUCCAUCAUUACAGUCUGUUCUCCAGUCAGCUCCUGCAGUCUGGACCAUAGACCUCUCAAAGAGAAGGAGCUCCAUCCUGCUGGAAGUGCUGAGACUCCAACCAGAGAAGAAACAAGUGAAGCUGAGAGACUGCUCAGAUGGAGAGCGUGAAGUGAGGACUUUGCUGCAGUGUCUGCCUCAUAUCUCACAGCUCAGUUUCUGCUUUGUAGUCUCAGGAGGAGUCCAGUUCUUUGGGACUCUGUUCUGUGCAGCAGCAGAGAGAGAGCAGCAGACAGGAGAGAAGACACUGGAGCUGUUAUCAUCAGUGUGCACAUAUCCAACAUUCCCUCUUCCUCACGAAUCUGAUCCUGAUGAUGUAGAAUAUUAUCAGGGUGAUUUCCUGCUGGAUCUGGCCUCCCACCUGAAGGACUAUGAGACUGAAACAGGCCUGAGUGUCCUUCCAUCAUUACAGCCUGUUCUCCAGUCAGCUCCUGCAGUCUGGAUCAUAGACCUCUCAAAGAGAAGGAGCUCCAUCCUGCUGGAAGUGCUGAGACUCCAACCAGAGAAGAAACAAGUGAAGCUGAGAGGCCGCUCAUAUGGAGAGAGUGAAGUGAGGACUUUGCUGCAGUGUCUGCCUCAUAUCUCACAGCUCAGGUCAGUCAGACAGAUCAUGUAUAUUUUAUGAUAUAAUGUGGAUUUCUUAAGAAAUACAAAUAUAAAGACCUGUGAUUAUGGGCAGUGUUUCUGAAAGAGACAAU